AUGGGCCUUGCUCCCAAUGCAAACGCAUUAGCUGCCGCGGCAAGCGGCCUCAAAGCUUUGGAAGGCUCUGCACAUUUACAUGCCUUUCCUGCUUUCAUCAGACCCAUUAACAAAGACCUACUAGAACCAAAAAACUUGUCUUCCACCAUCCACAGCCCUUUUGACCCUUCCAUUUCAGCGACCACACGCCACUCAAACCUUGGCAACUAUCCUGUUCCUGUGCCUGGGGCGCUACGUGGAAAACUUGCCCAUGAGUCCAACGGUGUCAGUCUUGGAUCUUCCAUUGCAAGCCUUCAAGCUGACCACAUAUGGAACAAGGCCAGUGCCCUGGCUGACACCAAGAUGGAACUAGGUUUUGAAUGUCAGGGUUACAGGCUUGAAGAGUGUGGCGACUGGCCCGAUUCUGACCACAAUCUCCCACAAGUCAUGGCCCUGGGUGAGGAUUGUCUUUUCAAGAGAGUUAUUAAUGCCAGAAGAAUUCAAGAAAUGCACUGGGCUUACAAAGUAUCCCGAGUUAUCAACGCUGAAGUCCAGCCUGAUACCUAUGAAGUGGCUGAAAAGGUUAUCAGCUACCUCAAAGAGAACUCUGACCCACUAUUGUAUGAUUGCUUCUCAGGACAACAUAUUAAUUUUAAUAUACAAGUAGCACCUCAUUGGGAUGGCAAAAACUCAAAUCCGAUUGAUUCAGUGUUUGCUUAUGGUCAGGACAACUCAGCUGGGCACUGGAAUUUUGGUUUGCUAGGUGUAAGCUUUUGUGCUGAUCCUGGCUAUUCUUUACAUGCCUGCUUCAAAUUUCUGGAUCACUCUGUUGCCACCAUACUUCCCAUUGUAGACAGUAAGAAACUACCUUUGCAAAUAUCCAUGGCUUUGUACUCACACGCCAAUGUGUAUGCCAGCACAGCUAGAGUUUCUGGUGCUAGAAGUGGUGGCUUUGGGCGAGCUCAAUAUAUUGAUGCUUCCAUGAUGUUACCCUUUCCACCCGCCCAAUUUUUGGUACCAACUUGCAGGAAGCUAUUAGAAGAGAAGAAUACCGGUGGAGGCACAAGGCACGUGUCCAUUCUGCUGCCCAUCAAGCUUCUCAAAGUUAUGUAUCUGGCCUAUGAAUAUAGUGAUAUAUAG
Molecule: messenger RNA, 1119 nt
Organism: Melampsora larici-populina 98AG31
Lineage: Eukaryota; Fungi; Basidiomycota; Pucciniomycetes; Pucciniales; Melampsoraceae
Exons: 4
Coding region: 1-1119 (372 amino acids)
Source: RefSeq, a predicted model, not a curated record